AUGUUUGAUUUGUUGGGACGGAAAUGGUUCCGCUGUUGUUUCGAUCGGACGACAAUCGGCGACGAACGCAACGUUCAAACUGCAACAAUCCAAAUCACACUUUUUGACACUUACUGCUGUAAUUCCGCCAAGACAUGGGCGAGCAACCAGUGAGAGUCUUGGCGUGUGGGGAUGUUGAAGGCAAGCUGACCGCUCUGUUCAACCGAGUCCAGACCAUCCAGAAGAAGACGGGACAGUUCGAUUUGUUGCUGUGUGUUGGAGAGUUUUUUGGGACGACACCAGAGGCCGAAGCGGAGUGGCAGCAGUACAAAACCGGAGCCAAGAAAGCUCCCAUCAGCACCUACAUCCUCGGAGCAGCGAGUCAGGAGACGGUGAAGAAUUUCCCCAGCACUGACGGAUGCGAGCUGGCUGACAACAUCACAUAUCUGGGUCGGCGUGGUGUGUUCACGGGCGUGUCAGGAUUACAGAUUGCCUACGUCAGCGGUCGGGAGGCCCUGCAGGAACCAGCGCCGGCUCACUGCUUCACAUCCAAAGAUCUGUCAGCCCUCGUGGCGCCGCUGACCAGCAGCUCCAAGUUCAGAGGAGUCGACAUCCUGCUGACGUCACAGUGGCCCAGAGGAGUGUGGCACUACGGAAACAACCCGGAGGUGAACACUAAGUUCUGUGGCAGCGGCUCCGUCGCCAGCCUCGCCGACAAGCUCAAACCGCGAUACCACUUCGCUGCACUAGAGGGCGCUCACUAUGAAAGACUCCCGUACAGGAAUCACGUCGUUCUCCAGGAAAACGCUCAGCACGUCAGCCGCUUCAUCGCCCUGGCAACCGUCAACAACCCCGGCAAGAAGAAGUAUUUGUACGCCUUCAACAUAAUCCCCAUGAAGAACAUGGACCCCUCAGAGCUGGUGAAGCAGCCGCAGGACGUGACAGAAAACCCGUACAGAAGCUCCGCGAAAGACAAGACAGACAAACAAAGGACGGGCCUCGAAACAGAGGAGGAGCCGGCUGGUCAGUUCUUCUUCGACCUCAGCAACAAGCACGGCGGCGGCGGCGGUCCUCGCGGCGGCGGCAGGAAGAGAUAUUCGGACGGAGAAGGACGAGGACAAGACCAGCAGCACAGAGACGGGCCUUACCAGGGACAACCCAAACUGCCCCGCAAGCACCCUCAGCCCACCGGUCCCUGCUGGUUCUGUCUGGCCAGCCCUCAGGUGGAGAAACACCUGGUCAUCAGUAUCGGAUCACACUGUUACCUGGCCAUGGCUAAAGGCGGCCUGACUCCUGACCACAUGCUGAUCCUGCCCAUCGGUCACUACCAGUCCGUGGUGGAGCUGAGCUCAGAGGUGGUGGUGGAGAUGGAGAAGUACAAGUCGGCCCUGAAGAGCUUCUACAAGAGCAAAGGAAAGCGCUGUGUUCUGUUCGAGAGGAACUACAGGAGCCAACACCUGCAGCUGCAGGUGGUGCCGGUGCCUCUGGACCGCUGCGCCACAGAGGACAUCAAGGAGGCGUUCAUGGUCCAGGCUCAGGAACAACAGAUGGAGCUGAUGGAGAUCCCUGAACACACCGACCUCAAACAGAUUGCUCCUCCAGGGACACCGUACUUCUACGUGGAGUUGGACUCCGGAGAGAAACUCUACCAUCGCAUCCAGAAACAUUUUCCUCUGCAGUUUGGAAGGGAGGUUCUGGCCAGCGAGGCGGUGCUGAACAUGCCGACUAGAGCCGACUGGAAGGAGUGUAAACAGAGCAGAGAGGAGGAGGAGGAGAGCUGCAAACAGCUGAGAGACGACUUCCAGCCGUACGACUUCGCCUUGGACGACUAACACACACACACACACACGCAGAUACACAAAGAUACACAACAGUCAGGACAUUUGUCGGUGUUGCUGCUUUUGUUUCUUUUCUACAGAAUUUUCUACCUUUUACUAUAAAAGUGAUGAAGCAGUUGAGGAGAUUAACGCCACUCUCAUGUUUGUGUGGUGGAGAUGUAGCAUAUCAGCUGUCAGUUAGCUUAGCUUAGCUUAGCUUUGUCUCCAUGGCAACAAAAUCCACCAUCUCACAAAUCAACAGGUUAUAUGUUGUUAACUCUCAGAGCUCCACAGGUGGGUAGAUGUUGCCGCCUCUGCACAGAGCCAUGCUAAGUGUUUCCCCCCGUUUACAGUCUUUAUGCUAAGCUAAGCUAACCAGCCUCUGGCUUCAGCUACACACUUACUGCACAGACACACACGUGGCAUCAAUCUGCUCAAAUCUUGUCAAGAAUGCAAAUAAACUUAUUUCACAAAUAAACCCAAAAGUUUCA
Messenger RNA from Acanthopagrus latus (yellowfin seabream), 2287 nucleotides. RefSeq names its product CWF19 like cell cycle control factor 1 (gene cwf19l1). The transcript is spliced from 14 exons. Gene Ontology annotation, biological process: mRNA splicing, via spliceosome. Gene Ontology annotation, cellular component: post-mRNA release spliceosomal complex. Bases 135 to 1811 code for a protein of 558 amino acids. Gene Ontology annotation, molecular function: RNA lariat debranching enzyme activator activity. NCBI's taxonomy places the organism in Eukaryota, Metazoa, Chordata, Actinopteri, Spariformes, Sparidae. The record is from RefSeq and is a predicted model, not a curated record.